GGCUAGAAUUUGACAAGUAUGGUAUUUUGAUGCACUCAGCUGGAGUAAGUUUUUGGAAUAAUCGACCAACUUUGCGUUUAAAAGCAAUAAAGUAGAAGAUUAUUAAUAAAUAAAAAGUACAUCAUGUAUCAAUACAAUCGAUAUGGCUUAAGUAAAAUUUAAAAUAUGCAUCCAACAAUUCCUGCUAUUGAAUGUUGACAACUAUGUUGUUUACAUUAUUUGUGAGAACUAACUUGAGUUUGAUAAUUUUUUUCCCACAAAAAUAGCUUAAACAUGGAUUUCGACAGCCCUGAAGUCAUGAAAGACUUCCCUGGACUAUAUUCGUCUGAAAAAAAGAAGGGGAAUGAUAAUGAUUAUAAUGACGAAUGCGAAAAAACUACGAAAAAAGACAUGCUUAUAGGAAAACGUAAAGAAAAAAAGGACAAAAAGGAUAAGGACAAAGGUUAUGCAGCCCUUGAAGGUGAAAGCUCUGAUGAAGCUAGCACAUGCAAGUCUAAAAAGUCAAAGGCAUUUAAGUUUACUAAAUCUAAAGAUAAAGAAAAGGAAAAACACAAGGAUAAACAGGAGUCAUCUAAGAAAAACCCACCUAAGAAAAGUGAAAAGCCUCAUAAAGUUCGUAAAGGAUUUGGUCCAUCCAAACAUUAUGUAGGCGAUUGUACAGAUCUUGCAGAUGCUUUGCCAAUUUUUGGUGUAGAUAUUGAAGAAGCUUGUACUAGAGGUAGAUGUCACGAUGGAAUAUCAAUUCCACUUCCAGUUAGAGAAUGUGUAGACUAUAUAGAAGCUACAGGACUUACUUUUGAAGGUGUUUACAAAGUCAGUGGACCAAAAAACAAGGUUUCACAAAUUAGAAAAAUAUACAAUAACCGGCAAGUAGUGAGACUUAAUGAAUAUGAUGUUCCCACUGCUACAAGCUUAUUAAAAAUGUUUUUGAGAGACUUACCUGAACCCAUAUUUACAAAUGAAUUAUUAAUUAGAUUUGAAGAAGCUGGAGCAAUAUUAAAUUAUAAUACAAGGGAAAAACAUUUAAAGACUUUAAUAGAAUCUUUACCAAACUUAAAUCGUCUUCUAUUGGGCUGGCUUAUAGUACAUCUGCAUAAUGUUACCCUUAAGGAGCAUAUUAAUAAAAUGAACAGGCAGGCUUUAUCGCAAGCUCUUAACCAUACAUUUCAUAUUUCUUCAAGACUUUUACAAGCACUGAUUCUACAUCAAGAGGUUUUAUUUCCAAAUUUAGCUAUAAUCAAGUACUAUCCCCCUUUAGAAUCGGAAAGUGCUCUUCCAGACGACCCCGUUAUUAUUGAGAAAGAACUAAGCAAAUUAGAAUCACUUUUAAGCCAGAUUCACUGGGAGAUGCAAAAUGGGCAUUUCUCUAAAACUAGAGAGGAACAUUUGUGGGAAGUGCAAAGGGUCACAACAGAAUUGAAGAGGAAGUUAAAGAAGUUCGCUAAGACUGAAAAUACAAGUCAACAAACAAGUCAAGAUAUUAAACAACAGUCUGAAGAAAAGGAGGCUGAAAAGGUCCUAGAAGAGCCUGUACAAGUGCCAAAAUUAGAAGAAGCUACAACAGUUAAUGUUGAGGUAGAAGUAAAAAAUAUAGAAUUAACUUAUGAUAAGAAAAUUGAUCCUGAGUCAGUCACAGAGAGUGAAGAAACAGCAAACAGUUCAGAUGCAAUUAAAGAGCAAAGGACUGAUUCUGAAGAAGAAUAUUCAGAUUCUGAAUUGUCUUCAACUGAUAGUGAAUUGUUAGAAGAUGUUUUUUGCCAAUAUUUUGAUGAAAAAAUUGUUACUUUAAAAAUAAAGAAUACUCUACUAAAGGACCUUAUAGAAUCUCUUACAGAGAAUAUUAACCAAGAAAAGAAAGAGAUUGAAGAUCAUCAGAAAAAAAUAUCUAACUUAAUGCGCUGUUUGCCUCUGAAGCCUGCUUACAGAAGAUGUUUGAAAGAUCCAAAUAGCUUCAAUGAAGUACAGACACUUUUAGUAAGGGAAAACCAUAUGCUUCAGAUUAAAAAAUUACAUUUAGUUCGCCAAGUUAUGGAGCAAAAGGAGCAAUGCAUUGAUUUACAAGCCAAAUUGAAAUAUGCCAUGAAAGAUAAUAAAGAUCUGAAGAUAUUUUAAAGAUAUUAGUUUUCAGACGCCAUAACUAUUUAAUGAUUAUAAUAUAUUGCAUUGUGUGUAAUCUAUGUACAUUAUAAAAUACUAAAAAUAAAUUAUAUUAUUUGUU
Molecule: messenger RNA, 2218 nt
Organism: Sitophilus oryzae (rice weevil)
Lineage: Eukaryota; Metazoa; Arthropoda; Insecta; Coleoptera; Curculionidae
Product: ralA-binding protein 1-like
Exons: 7
Coding region: 274-2112 (612 amino acids)
Biological process (GO): small GTPase-mediated signal transduction
Molecular function (GO): GTPase activator activity; small GTPase binding
Source: RefSeq, a predicted model, not a curated record